Hylaeus volcanicus is the source of this 2581-nucleotide messenger RNA. RefSeq names its product F-box/LRR-repeat protein 7 (gene FipoQ). NCBI's taxonomy places the organism in Eukaryota, Metazoa, Arthropoda, Insecta, Hymenoptera, Colletidae. The record is from RefSeq and is a predicted model, not a curated record. Gene Ontology annotation, cellular component: SCF ubiquitin ligase complex. Gene Ontology annotation, biological process: positive regulation of protein ubiquitination; SCF-dependent proteasomal ubiquitin-dependent protein catabolic process. Gene Ontology annotation, molecular function: protein binding. The transcript has 8 exons. Bases 704 to 2272 code for a protein of 522 amino acids.
GUAACAAGAGUGGGUGGGCAGUUCCCCCUUAGUAACUCUGUCGUUUUUUUAUGUACCAUAAACGUACACGUUUCCAUACAUUGAACGUUCACAGACAAAUCUUACAAUUAUUUGAAGAAACUUUUUCAUACAUCUUUCUGUCAAUGUUAGCACGUGGAAGUUCGAAUAAACUGUGUAAGCGUCAACGGUGUUCGAAAGAAACGCUCGAAAAAUCCGUAAGUUCAACAGAAGCUCGUCCCGAGUUUGACGUUUCACGAGAAACACGAGGAAACGAACCUUGGCUGCGUGUGUCGAGUUUAAAAUUAAAGCCGAGACGGACCUUCCAAGUCUUAUAUUUAGGACGACGCGCAAGCGCGAUCCGAUUGGACAUGCUGCGAAGACUUAGAACUUCUGGUUCUUCGAAUUCCACCGUGUGCCGCGAUUUUCGCAAACCGUCUCCAUCCAUCGCGAACACGUAAAUAUUCUCCAUUUCCUAUCGGCGGGAAUCGGAAUACUUUCUCCAUGGUGCAACGUUCGAGUUGCCCACGCCACGUCGAAACGCGAGUUCAUCCGAUAAAUCGAUUUCCGAGAUCUUGAAAUCUCGUCGUAAAUAGAAUUCGAUCGAGCCUAAACCCAUCCAAGUGCGCCCUUCGGCACUAUCCGUGUAAAAAAAAAAGAAAAAAAAAAUCGUCGCGUUUCGAAUUCGUUUCGAUAAACCAACAAGAUGGAUCUCGGGGGUGUCGAUGUCUGGGGUCAGAUCGCUGUGGAGACGUCCCAGAUGUUCGUUUCCGAAGGUGGUGUGAUUAAGAGUCGUUUCGCAGGAACAACUAUAGAGAAGCUUCCGGACAAGGUGAUUCUGAACGCCUUCAGCUACCUCUCCCACCGUGAAAUAUGCAGGGUGGCACGUGUUUGCAAAAGGUGGCGGCAGAUCGCUUACGACACGCGCCUAUGGAAACACGUAUCUCUGCGCCCGGAGAUUAGCGGGUUACACGUCAGCUCCUUGGACAAUCUGCUGCACUUGAUCAGUACACGGUUCGGCGCGUCGCUGAGGUACAUCGAGUUGCCGAUCGAAUUAAUCACCCACACCGUUCUUCACGAACUGGCGAACAAGUGUCCGAAUCUCACCCACAUGCUUCUCGACUUCUCCACCGCCAUGCAGCUGCACGAUUUCUCGGAAAUGCAGGCCUUUCCCACCAAGUUGAAGUACAUGUGCAUCUGUCUAUCGGAGGUGAUUUUCAUGGAGGGUUUCAUGAGAAAAAUUUACAACUUCAUCAACGGUUUAGAGAUCCUUCAUCUCAUAGGGACGUACGAAAAGGUGGAGGAGGAAGAGGAAGAGAUCUACGAAGUUAUAAACGUUCACAAACUAAAAUCGGCCACUCCUAAUUUAAGGGUGAUCAAUCUGUACGGGAUCAACUUCGUAGACGACUCGCACAUCGACGCGUUCUCCUCGAACUGCAUCCAGCUCGAGUGUUUGGCCGUGAAUUUCUGCUCCAAGGUCACCGGCUCGACGAUGAAGACCCUCUUCCAAAGAAGCAGAAGACUGAAAUGUCUCCUUAUGCAAGGAACAAAUCUCCAAAGCGAGUACGUGAUGCAAGUGGAGUGGGAAAAGUCGAGCAUUCAGGAGCUGGACGUUACCGCAACGGACUUGUCCACGGAGUGUCUGAUCGAUAUGCUGUCUAGGAUUCCAGGACUUCGUUUCCUGAGCGCUGGUCAGCUGAACGGUUUCAACGACAGCGUGAUGAAAGCCUGGGCCGAACUCGGCAAUCCCCGAAACUUGAUCGCUUUAGACUUGGACAGUUCCGAUAACUUAACCGACGACGGUCUACACAAAUUUCUAUCGAGAUACGGCCAUCAGUUGUGGGGACUCGCUCUGUCCGGCAUGCCACAUAUCACCGAUCAACUUUGGCAGAGUAUAUUGCCGAUAUUAACCAAUGCCAAGAUUCUCGUGAUGGGAACACAAGAGAGACUAGGCGUAAACAUUCACGUGGAUCAGCUGAUGGACGGGAUCGCGAAUAACUGUCCAAACUUGGAGCGACUGGAGUUACGUUGGGAUCCGGAGAAUUUACGAUUCUCGGACAAGAGUCAAAAAGCUAUAGACAUACUCCGCGUCAAGUGCAUCAAAUUACGAUGCCUGAGUUUGAGUUCGAUAUGUUCCAGCGAUGGAAGGUACUACGAAAUCGUUAAAGCGAAUUUCGAACGAGCCGACAGAACGACUGUCGUCCGAACGUCGACGUGCUGCAGAGUGUCCAACUACUACUUGCUAGCCAAUUACAAGGAUUUGAUCUUCAAUUAAUGAAUAUUUUUUUCUAACUACUACUUGUAUAUACACUACGAAGAACACAUGCAUAGGGUUUUCCAUAUCAUCGACCAAUCACCGAGGCAGAUAAAUAUAACAACGAGAUAAUGGAAAUGUGACAAUUACGACCAAACAAGACAUCCACCUUCGACUCGAAUAUAUUUAUUCCUAGGAUUACGACGAGAAACUUUACGCGACACAUUAAAUAUAUAUGUGUAUAUUUUUAUAUACCAUUUUUGAACAUGUCCAUACACGACUAAUCGCAGAAGACCUGUAAGCAGUGGAAAUAUAUUUGAUCAAAAUGGA